CUCCUCCUCAGUGACACUUCCUCAUCAGCUCAGCUCCUUUGAAAACCAAGAUGAGCCACACUGAAGCUGAGAAGUCCGUGAUGGGCAUGAUCGACCUGUUCCACAAAUACGUCAAACCCGAUGACACAAUCGACAAGCCGGGCCUGCUCACGAUGCUGAAGGAGAAUUUCCCCAACUUCCUCGAGGCCUCUGACAAUCAGGGCAAAGACUACUUGUCCCACAUCUUUGAGGAAAAAGACAAGAAUGAGGAUAAGAAGAUUCAGUUCUCUGAGUUUCUGUCCUUGGUGGGGGACAUAGCCACGGAAUACCACAAUCAGAGCCACAAAGUGACCGCCAGUUCUGGGGGACACCAGUGA
Messenger RNA from Artibeus jamaicensis (Jamaican fruit-eating bat), 356 nucleotides. RefSeq names its product protein S100-A7-like. Gene Ontology annotation, molecular function: calcium ion binding; transition metal ion binding. The transcript has 3 exons. The coding region runs from base 51 to 356 and encodes 101 amino acids. Lineage: Eukaryota; Metazoa; Chordata; Mammalia; Chiroptera; Phyllostomidae. The record is from RefSeq and is a predicted model, not a curated record.